Messenger RNA from Acanthaster planci (crown-of-thorns starfish), 3350 nucleotides. Its product is annotated as cyclic nucleotide-binding domain-containing protein 1-like. Lineage: Eukaryota; Metazoa; Echinodermata; Asteroidea; Valvatida; Acanthasteridae. The record is from RefSeq and is a predicted model, not a curated record.
UGUUGCCAUGCUAGCCGCUAUUGAGGGAUCCGGAUCAGACCUUUUGUAGGGCCGCCGUUUUUGAUGAAUGCACGGCUGGUAUCCCAGGUGGAAUUGAGGUUGUCUAAUUCUCUAGUAGUCUGACAUGGCACUGGCAACAAAUGGUCACGGAGAUGGAAAGAAACAGGUGGAGAAAUGGAGUGAAAGAGACCUCCACAAAACACGACACAGAGUGCCUACAUGCAGUCGUGAUUUGAGUCCAGUGAUUGACUACACUAAUUUGGAAUUAAUCAACAGUUAUGACGGCCUAAAAGGGAGGGCAAGAAAUGAAAGUACAGAGGAAGGCCAUCGCUUUUUCAUGGACAACUACCAUCGCAUGUUUGCCAACAACAAGCCAUUACCAUGCAUUCCGUCAGGAAAACGUAAUCAGCCAACCAAGAACAUUUCCAAUGUCUCCACAGGUUCGGCGACUAGUCUUUCAUGUGGUAAACAGCACCUAGAGGACCUCCAGAUGCCAGAGACUUGGAGUCAUGAAAUAGCUGACCACAUGGCCAAACUACAUAAGGAGAGAAAGAUUGUGGAUCCUGUCAUUAUUGCUUCCAAUAGGAUUAAAGAUCUGAGAACCAUCCUAAAGAAACUUCCGUAUGAGAGGACUGCUGAGGAUAAUGAUAUCGUCUUCACUCACCUGAAGGAGUUCCCCCUCCUAGCUGACCAGCUGUCCAGCCAGGAGCUGAAGGAACUCUGUACAGUUGCCCAGCUAGAUGUCUGGAAGGACGAAGAUUACACAGUGUUUGGAAAUGGUGGUUUCUACAUCAUUCUUCGAGGCGUGGUCGUGCCCCAGACAGAACCCUGGAUCAGGACCAAGGGUAACCCGGGCAGGUUCCGCAGUCCAACUCCCAUCCUGACCACUACGGUCCACACAGACAAGAAACUCAAGGAGUUGACUGUUGGUGAUUGCUUUGGCACUCUGGAGAGACUAGAAGGAAAAGAACCAAAUAGCAAGGUGCUCACUGUUCUCACCAAGACUGUGCCUUGCGAAUUUCUGAAGAUUUCCAGCAAUGACUACAAGAGGAUUACAGAGCAAAUCCGAGAGCGCCACAUUUCAGAGAAGAUCGACCUGAUCCAGGCAUGCAAGCCAUACCAGCUGUGGCCCCGGCAGUCCCUGCAUAAACUAGCUGAGUUGAUCAAAUGGACCAAGUUCCCUGAGAACACAGUGUUGGUUAGCGAGGGCUACCUGUGUCCAUUCAUUGGUUUCAUCAAGUCCGGGGAUUGCCAUGUCCUGAGACAAGUGGAAGUUAUCCAUACCCUACACAACGGCAAACAGGAGAAGCAUCAGAAGCAGGUGGUCAUGGGAAAGCUCAAGGAUGCAGAGAGCUUUGGUGAGAUCAGUGUGCUGGACGAGGAGGCAAUCACCUGUUCCAUCGUCACUGCCUCGGACAUCAAGCUGGGUAUCAUCACCCCCGACAGACUGAAAGAGCUUGAUGAGACAACCAGGGUUCUAUUAAGACAAUCAAACGAGCGACUGUAUGGAAACCUCACACAGGAUGACAUCCAUGAAGAAUACAUUGAUCAGGAGAUGAAACGUGAAUGGAACCAAUUCAAGCAUGGAGUGGUGGUUGACGUCAUCAACACCAAGGGAAUCAGGCCAGGCUAUGGAAAGUGGGCCAGUAAAUGAAACCAGCUGUCACUGUCUCGGAAUGUCAUGUCACGAUCCUUUGAACUCUGCCGUCCAUAUUUGGGUGUAUCACCCAAAUGGUGGAAAUGAAAGAAAGGUAUUCAUAUAUACCUAAGAGAGUUGAGCCAUUCCUAUUGGUCGAAAGCCUGUCAUGUGGCUGGCCUUAAAUGAUUGACAAAGCACUGGCUUGUUGUAUCUCACUCAGUACAUGCCAUGCACUUGUCAAUUUCCAUAUAAGGAGACUAUUUAUGACAACAUGCACUUGCGACAGGAAGAUACUAAAACAGGGCUAGACGGGUGUUUGAAAAAUUUCAUCUGUAAUGAUUUAACAUAGAUUUUUACAAAUUUAGAAGAUGAAAGGUCAAAUCCAUUGCAUGUUGAUUUUGGGAGGUCACAUAUGGUGAGCUUACAAGUGGUUUCGAUAUCAGAGACGGAGCCCAGGAGGAGACCAAACUGAUAUUUGGAUCUGUACAUUUUUAAACAGGUGUCAUGUCAAAGCAUUUCCAAUAUGGAAUUCAAAAUGCCGAUUGCUAUUAGUUUUUCGAACUUAUGUUGUUGAAACUGCUGGUUCAGAGCAGUGUCUGUAUAUGAAACUUUCCAGUAUUCAAAACUCUUCCCUGACUGUGAUUAGGUGUAUUUUAUCAUCGUCACUUACAUUUGAAACAUGCAAUUUGGUAGUUAAAUUUCUGCUCACUAUUUAAAAAGAUACUCUCAAAAGUAUGAUGUACAGGAAGUAUUUUCUACAAGCAUAAUAAAUGUACUUCUUGCUAAACGCUGUCUCAAAGACUUGAUGUUAUUUCUCGAGUGCCAUGGGUCAGUUGCUGAAAUUGUGAAUGGGGUACGACAAGUUUAUGGAGAGCUUGUUAGAAUGGUGCUUGAAAAAAGGAAAUUCUCUACUGCACAGGAUUCUGUAUAGUGCUUACAGUUUGUUGAGGCAUAGAUGUACGUGGGAAGCAGAAAAUAAGGAAAUCAACUGUACUGAGGAACACUUGUAUACCGUUCUUACACGAGUGAUGUGUCUGUUGAGAACAGGUUACAAGUAAGAAAUCCAUGUACAAGAAAUACCCAGUGACUGUAGUGCGGGUACAUUUGUUUGGGAUCAUUCAUGUGUAAGGAGAUGAACCUUUGCCGUUCUCUAUGCCCACUGGAAAGCAGAUUUGGUCCACUGAAAUUAUGCCACCAAAACUGCUGCUUUGCUGCUGUUGCCAAGUCAUGUUCUCCAUCCAGCAAGUGUCAUAAAAUACCGCUUGGUUGAGUAAAUUUCAAGCGUGAGAUACCCUGCACUGUAUGCUAUCAAUUCAGACAUUACAUGUAUGUUCAAGUGCAAAAUGCAGAGCAACUGCUAGUCUGGUUCCCUGACCAAAAGAUACCAACCAUUAUUUUCAGACAUCUUUGACAUUGGACCGAUACAUGCAAAGUAGUACCAAAUUAACAUAACACUGGAUAUCACACCACCCCAAAAUGUAUGUCUUCACACAAAAAGUUUUGUUUGGGAUGUUUAUGACAAAAGCAUGGAUCAGUGAUACAUUUCCAACAUGCACGUCACCCAAGGACAUAUUUACAUGUGCUUAAAAUACUUUUAACCUAUCAUUUGUGUAAUUCUGGACAUACUGAAUAUGAACAGAAUUUUAGCUACGUCUGUCAGGUAAGCGUGAAAAGAGUGUUGUAAAACAGUUUGCUACAAUAAGAUGAACUG